AUGGCAUUUCAGUUGCGCAGGCUUGAAAGUGAGGGGAGCUUCUACACUCGGCUGCUCUAUUAUGCGCAUCGAGCCGUCGAUAUCCCUGCCACGUGGUUUCGAGAGAAAAUAGUGGAACCGCUGAAUGAUAAAUAUCGUCUUCCGUACUAUCAUCGCAAGCUAAAUCGAGUUCCCGAAAUAGACGAAUGUGCUGUUGAUGAUUUGGCGUGCUUCUAUGAGGCCAACACACAAUUUCGACUCGAUAAGUUGAUUGAUCAGCAUAUUUUGGAUAUAUUACGUCUGCGUCUUUCGAGAUGCAUGGAUUACUACUCUCCAAAUUUUGUUCCCUGCGCGCAGCUGAUAGAGGAUGUCGAAGAAAGCGAACUGAACUUCUUCAUCAAAUACGGUGAACUGGGGCAAGAAGGCUGUGUUCGAGAUGCAUAUAUGAAGCAAAAGCACCGGAUGAUUUGGGAGAGGCGACAUCCGGAAAUUAUGCAAGCACGCGAAGAAGCAGUGAAAGAGCACAAAAGAAAAGUUGCCGAUGGUUACUUUGAUUACACAUUUUGGAAAAAAGGCUUCUGGCACACUGAUAAGAGUCGAAUGGAAAUGCCGAAUGUUGUGCAUCACAGCAAAGCGAGCAUUGAAUCCGAUAAGCCAAUAUCAUUCGAUUGGGAAUUCUACAAGAAAGCCAAGGAAGAUCCAGAGUUUUUGAAAGAGGAACAGAAGAAACACAGCAAGACAACACUGUUUGGACCAUGGUGA
Messenger RNA from Gongylonema pulchrum, 741 nucleotides. Lineage: Eukaryota; Metazoa; Nematoda; Chromadorea; Rhabditida; Gongylonematidae. The record is from the annotation of a GenBank genome assembly.